Messenger RNA from Populus trichocarpa (black cottonwood), 1033 nucleotides. RefSeq lists its product as uncharacterized. The transcript has a single exon. Gene Ontology annotation, biological process: regulation of DNA-templated transcription. The coding region runs from base 185 to 676 and encodes 163 amino acids. NCBI's taxonomy places the organism in Eukaryota, Viridiplantae, Streptophyta, Magnoliopsida, Malpighiales, Salicaceae. The record is from RefSeq and is a predicted model, not a curated record.
AACAAGCAACACCCUUAGGUACACUUGGCUCUUCCUUGUUCAUUGAUCCCAUUCCCUUGGAGUCCUUCUAUGAAACUGUGUUUGUGCAUGGGCCCUACCUUAAUUUAUUUCCAUUAUCCUCAUUUUACAAACCAAUUAUUACCCACGCCUAAAUACCGUAUAUAAGUGCCCGCAAGUGUGGCAUAUGCGAUACAACGUCUUGUCUCGGCAAUUGAAUUUGGAAGGCCUGCGCAAGUUAAUUAGUGAUUCAUUCGAGACCUUUUCUGUAAUGGGAGUUUCAGCAGGCGAACAUUCUCUUCUUGUUUCUUUCAAGGGUAAGGUCCAGGGAAAUGAAGAAAUGGUGCACAAGUCAAACGAGACUCUGUGGGAAAACGUCAUGGAAGGACAAGCCAAGAGAAGAUGCCCACCGAGGAAACACAAACACGGACGACAUGCCGAGGGCAAGAGACCUAGAAGGAUUUUGAUGAAGAGAAUGGCACGUGUAGAAGGUUCUACUAGAAGGGCUGGGUAUGGUGUUGGGAGAAGAGUUAGAACCCUGAAGAAGCUCAUUCCUAAUGGCGAAUCCUUGGGAUUGGAUGGGCUUUUCAGAGAGACAGCUGAUUACAUUUUGUCUUUGCAGACGAGAGUGAAAGUCAUGCAGAUAAUGGUUAAGGAAUUAACAGGUUCGGACGAGUAGCUAGUAAACUAAUUCAUUUUGUAAAGGCUAUCAUCCCUCUCUCUCUCUCUCUCUCUCUCUCAAAUUUUAAUUUCUUUUCUUCUCAUAAUCUGCUAUCCUUUAUGUUAUUCAUAGCCGUACGAAUAGGACUUCGUUUUGUAAGUCUACAUAUAUGUGGACGUGAUUGUCUAGAUAUAACAGCGCGCAGCAGCUUUGUGUGAGAAGUGGCUAAUUAGCGAGGAUGAACAAGUGAAUUGAUUAUCAAAUUCACCACUGUUAUAUAUUUUCCACAGCUCCAUGCAUUCAACUUCUCCACUCUCGAAAGCAUGUAAAAAUAAGCUAUUAUAAUCGCAUUACUGUGACGUGGUUGGAAAUGGA